This is a messenger RNA of Fonsecaea nubica, 1227 nucleotides long. RefSeq lists its product as hypothetical. Gene Ontology annotation, biological process: DNA-templated DNA replication; DNA repair. Bases 1 to 1227 code for a protein of 408 amino acids. Lineage: Eukaryota; Fungi; Ascomycota; Eurotiomycetes; Chaetothyriales; Herpotrichiellaceae. The record is from RefSeq and is a predicted model, not a curated record. The transcript has a single exon. Gene Ontology annotation, molecular function: ATP hydrolysis activity; ATP binding; DNA binding. Gene Ontology annotation, cellular component: DNA replication factor C complex; nucleus.
AUGGCGAACUUCUUCGACCGCAACCGCGCUGCAGCGUCAAGCUCCAAGACUGCCGGCCCCAAGUCGGCCGUCGAACAACCCCCUGCCGCGCAGCCGUGGACGGAGAAGUAUCGACCUAAGAGUCUGGAAGAAGUCAAGAGCCAGGAACAUGCCACCGAGACUCUUCGUCGGAUGGUCAACGCCUCCAACCUGCCUCACCUCCUCUGCUACGGCCCUCCGGGGAACGGCAAGACGUCCACGAUCCUCGCCCUCUGCCGAGAACUGUUCGGCCCCGAGCUCAUGAAAUCGCGCGUCCUGGAACUCAACGCCUCCGACGAACGGGGUCUCUCGGUGAUCAGGGAACGGGUAAAGCAGUUCGCGUCGCUACACCUAACGCACCCGUUCUCGGACGAAUACCGCAAGAAGUACCCGUGCCCCAACUUCAAGGUCGUCUUGUUGGACGAGGCGGACCAGCUCACACAGGAUGCGCAAGGGGCGCUGAGGCGGGUGAUGGAGAUUCACAGCGCAACCACCAGAUUUGCGCUGUGCUGCAACUACGUCUCGAGAAUCAUCGACCCCAUCGCCUCGCGGUGUUCCAAGUUUCGGUUCAAGGCCCUCGAGGGAUCCGAGGCGGUCGCGCGGAUUGAAUCGAUUCUCAAGGCGGAAAAUGUGGAAUAUGAGGAGGGCGUCAUUGAGAGGACUCUGAAAGUGUCGGACGGGGAUCUUCGACGCGCCAUCAAUCUCCUUCAGAGCGCUGCCCGACUGGUUGGUGCUUCGGCCUCAAUACCAACCUCCAACGGCCACAAGAAGAGAGUGGUCGCAGAUGAAUCAGACGAAGAAAUGGAAGAUGUCGAUGCCGCCAAGUCGAAACCUUCUCCGUCAAACAACAUGAUCAAGAUCGCCGACAUCAACGACAUCGCAGGUACAUUUCCCCCGAGCCUCACAGACAACCUUAUCGAAAUCCUGCAAAAGGGCAACACCCGAAACUAUAACAACAUCGCAUCCGAAAUCACCGACAUCGUCGCCAGCGGGUAUGCCGCCAAUGAGGUCCUUUCUUCUCUGUAUUCAGCCGUGGUGCUUGGCGAAGACGACGUGACUGUCAACGGCAAAGAAGACGCCGCCAUGAGGAAAAAGUACAAGCUGACGGCCAUCUUCUCAGAGUUCGACAAGAAGCUGGUUGACGGCGUCGACGAGCAUCUCGCAUUACUCGACAUGAGUUGUCAAGUGGCUGGCGUCCUGGCUGCUUGA